AACAAACUCAUUGGUAUGUUGCAACAGGAAGCCUUGGUAUCAAAGAGCAUUGGAGGUCAAAACCCCACGGAAAAUCACCUCUCCGAAAUCUCCUGAGAUUCCAUUGCCAUACCCGAUGAUCUUAAACAAAAAUCUUUCCUCUACCACACCCGAAAGACAAAAGCUUAGAAAGUCAACUUCAUUAAAGGUUGCCAUCUCAUUUACCCGCGUUUGCCUGUGUGCCCCUAUAUCUUCAUACACCGAUGUUGUUUUCCAUGCUGGCAUGCCACCUAGAAGAAGCAACACAUACCCGCGAUCCAAACCAUUUCCAAACUGCAUACAAGACUGCGCAACUGCAAGAACGAGCACAGACGGAAGGAGGAUAUUUAGAGGGAAGUCGUUAACAGAUGAUGUUUUGAUGAGGAGAUUUCUAGUCGAAGAGGAUGCGAUGAUGAAAGAAAGAAGGCGAAAUGAGAUGGAAGUUAUGAGGAAGAGAAAUGCUAAAAGAAGGAGAAAGCUAGGUCCAAGCCCUUUAAGCAGAAUGGUUUUGGCAGAAGAGGAUGAUGCAUUACAAAACAGACUCAAUCCGUAGAAAAUUCGACAACUGUGCACUGGUUACUUCUGUCUACAUUGUCACCUGGUUCUUUGUUUCACAUUAGUAGUUGGUUUUCCUUUUACAAAUUGCUACAAUCAUUUUGUUUACAACUUGAAAAGCUUUUUGAGAAGAUCUGGCAUAUAAACAUGGUAUUAAACUGUUGGGAUUCAAUGAUGUCAAUUUUAUUUUAUUUUUAUCAA
This is a messenger RNA of Helianthus annuus (common sunflower), 774 nucleotides long. RefSeq lists its product as uncharacterized. The record is from RefSeq and is a predicted model, not a curated record. The transcript has a single exon. Lineage: Eukaryota; Viridiplantae; Streptophyta; Magnoliopsida; Asterales; Asteraceae. The coding region runs from base 116 to 571 and encodes 151 amino acids.